Molecule: messenger RNA, 1980 nt
Organism: Habropoda laboriosa
Lineage: Eukaryota; Metazoa; Arthropoda; Insecta; Hymenoptera; Apidae
Product: nuclear fragile X mental retardation-interacting protein 1-like
Exons: 6
Coding region: 292-1980 (562 amino acids)
Biological process (GO): box C/D snoRNP assembly
Cellular component (GO): nucleus
Molecular function (GO): RNA binding
Source: RefSeq, a predicted model, not a curated record
CAUUGAUAGUAGUUGCUGUUUGCCGUGUAAAAAGUUUAUUUGCUUACAAAUUCGUAAUGUUUUCACGAUAUUCCCGACAGAAAUUAUUACCGCGAUUAAUCUUGCAAUAAAAGUUGAAUGUGACAAAGUUGAGAAGUGUAGAAUUUCUGCAUACGACGCGUAUUACGCGUACAGGUAGUGUGUGAAGUUAAGGUCUUAACCUUGUAAAUAAAGCUUCGCAUUCGGCAGUACAUUGAGCCACUACUUGAGAACGCAACAGUGAUUUGGAAAGAUCUAUAUAAUAAAGCAACAAUGAGUCCAUUAAAUCGGGGACCUUUAUUAGGGCCAAGAGUUCCACCAGCUGGUAUACGGCCUCCUCCACCUCCAAGAUUUGGUGGUAGACUUCCACAUCCUGGUUUACCUCCGAGAAUGCCACCACCUCCUAUGAGUCCAGUUUUCGGACCAAUGAGAUUACCACCACCACCACGACCAGGUGGAGUAAGCCGACCCAGUGGACCCAUGCCAUUAUUUGGUCCAAGAGUCAGGGGUAUGGCUCCAAUGGUUCCACCAAUGGGUUUAAGAGACGCAGGACCUAGAGUACCAUUAAUGAGACCGUGGCAUAGAAGAGCACUACCACCCCAAAUCUUGUCUCAUAUGAGACCACGAUUUUCCAUAGGAAAUGGCAAUGUUAAAGGCAAAGCAUUGAAUAAUGUGAAAAAAGUGUGCAAACUUGAAGAAAUAGAAUUAAAGAAGCCAUGGAUGACUGAUGAAAUUCGUAGUGAAAUACAAAAGAAAAAUAAGCUGUAUGCUAAAGCAAAAAAAAAUAAAGAUGCAAAAGAAUGGGAAGAAUUUAAGGAUUUACGGAACAAAGUAACAAGGAUGAUCAGAGAUGCUAAAAAUGAAUAUCUUGCAAAACAUCCUGAACAGGCUGAUCUCUAUUCAAAUGAUGAGGAGCCAUAUGAUCAGAGAGAUGAAAAUUAUACCAAUUUAGAGGAUGAUGAGUCAUUUUAUUGUGAAAUAUGUGAUAGAAAUUUUUCAUCAGAAGAUGCUCUUUCUGAACAUAAAAGGGAACAUAAGCUGUGUGGUAUUGAUGGAUGUACUUUCUCUGCUCAUCCAUUACUCGUUGAAAAACAUAUUACUAUGCAACAUAACAGUGGUUUGUACCAUAAAAUAAAGAAUAUAUCAACUCCCGAAGAUAUUGAAAAAUGGAUAAUGGAACGAAAAAAGAGGUAUCCUACAAAAGCCAAUAUUGAGUUACGGAAAGCAGAAGAACUGGAAAAAGUACAAAGAGGGGAAAUAAUUAAACAAAAACAACAUGUUAUUAAACGAAAAAAAAAAAAAUUAUUACGUUCUUAUAAACGAAAAAGGAUAGUACAUAAACAGUCUACUGAAAUAUCUUGCGAUAUUAUAGAAAAAACACAAACAUAUAGGGGUUUACAUGAAUUUUCUGGUACAUUAAGCUUAAAAAAUGAAAAUUUGCACAUAGAAAAUCAGUCUACCAAUGAAACUGAAAAUUAUUAUGAGGAAAGCAUUAAUCAUAUUUCUGAUGAAGAAGAAAUCCCAGUUGCACUGCCAAAAUUUGCUGUUGCUACUUCUAAUGUAGUUAACUUAGUAGCAAAUUAUGAAAGUUCUGUGGAAGAUAAUGAUGCCCCUGAAGAAAUAUCAAUUAAAAGAGUAAAAUUGGAUGAUGAUAUAACGAUAGAAGAAAGUAAUGCAGUAGAAGAAUUAACAAAUAAAAAUGAAGUCAUCGACAAGACGUAUUUAAGUACCAAAUUUUCUAAUCCACAAUUAACAGAUUCCGGUCCUAAAGCCUCUAAAAAUAAACAUAAUAUUGCAUUACAUCGAAAUGCAAAAAAUAAAGAUCAAAAAACAACUAUAAAUAAAAGGCAGCCAUAUACAUCACAGUUAUUACAAAAAUUACUUUCGCGAUCUAUACAGCACGAAAGAAAUUUAAUUUGCCAAUGUAUAAAAUAUAUAGUUGAUAAUAAUUAUUUUGACUGA